AUGUUUGAAAUGUCUUCAUUUUGCCCUCCUUCUUUAGGUUGGGAAUAUCCCCUAGAGUUAGGAACCAACCAAGCUUUUCCUAAUUUUAAUUUGGAUUCUGUACUUCUUGUUGAUUUUUCAUCAUCUCAAGCUCAAGUUUAUCAAGAGUGUGAUCAUAUUAAACGAAGUGAAUCACCACAAGAUACAAGUUCAACGGAUCCUUUUAUUGAUAAUGAUAAUAAUAAUAAUAACAAUGAUUAUAAUCCCAUAUUAUUAUCCAAGAAAAUCAAUCAUAAUGCAAGUGAAAGAGUUCGAAGAAAGAAGAUCAGCAACUUGUAUUCAUCUCUACGUAAUUUGCUUCCUGAAUCAGAUCAAAGGAAAAAACUAAGCAUUCCAGGAACAGUUGUAAGAGUGGUUGAGUAUAUACCUGAGCUACAAAAGGAAGUGGAUGCUCUAACUCGAAAAAGGAAUGAGCUUUUACCAAAAGUUUCAGCACUACAAGGAAAUGCUAGUGACUUUAUUCCAGAGAAAAAGCAAAAAGUAUGCACCAAUAAUGAGACAAUGUCGUGUUCAAUUUCAGCAAAUAAAUUGGGUGAUAAAGAAAUGGUGAUCCAAAUAUCAGCAUUUGAAAGAAUAUCAUUGUCUGAAGUGAUCUUGCUACUUGAGAAGUAUGGUUAUGCUGUUCUUGAUAUUUCUUCUUUCCAAUCCUUUGGAGGAACAACAUUCUACAAUAUACAUUUACGGAUAGAAGGAAGCUACUCGGUAAACUUCGAGACUGUGAAUGAAACAUUGUUGUCCCUACUUGAGAAGCAGAAGCAGAAACAGAAGCAGAAGCAAGUUCAGGUGUAUUUUACGUGUGGAGGAACAACCUAAAACACAUUUUGGUCUUUUAAUAUCUAACUAUUUUGUAAAUUGCAAUUGAUCCAAUUAUAUUUUCAGAGUUUAGAUAAAAGCUC
Messenger RNA from Beta vulgaris subsp. vulgaris (sugar beet), 935 nucleotides. RefSeq names its product transcription factor bHLH101-like. Gene Ontology annotation, cellular component: RNA polymerase II transcription regulator complex. The record is from RefSeq and is a predicted model, not a curated record. Bases 1 to 852 code for a protein of 283 amino acids. Gene Ontology annotation, biological process: regulation of transcription by RNA polymerase II. Gene Ontology annotation, molecular function: protein dimerization activity; DNA-binding transcription factor activity, RNA polymerase II-specific; RNA polymerase II transcription regulatory region sequence-specific DNA binding. NCBI's taxonomy places the organism in Eukaryota, Viridiplantae, Streptophyta, Magnoliopsida, Caryophyllales, Amaranthaceae. The transcript is spliced from 3 exons.